UCAUAAAUUUAUGUAGGUAGGUACAUACGUGGUACAUACCUACAUACUUAUGUUUUAUCUAUGCAUUAAACAGAGCCGGAACUCUACAGAAUUUUACUUCUUUAAAGCUUGUGUUUCAUCUUCUUUUUCAUUCAUCGUCUGAGAGUGCAAAACGUCUGAUAAUACUUUUAAACUAGCUUAACGAGAUAAUUAUACGGGAAUAUCAAAAUGGCUGAACCUAUAAGAGUUGUUGUAACUGGUGCUGCCGGACAAAUUGCAUACUCACUUCUUUAUCAAAUUGCGUCUGGAGCAGUUUUUGGACCUCAACAACCUGUCUUCCUCCACCUUCUUGAUAUUGCGCCUAUGAUGGGUGUACUUGAAGGUGUUGUCAUGGAGUUGGCCGACUGUGCUCUGCCACUUUUGGCUGGGGUUCUUCCUACAGCAAAUCCUGAAGAAGCUUUCAAAGAUGUUGCUGCUGCUUUCCUAGUUGGUGCUAUGCCCAGAAAGGAAGGUAUGGAGAGGAAGGAUCUUCUUGCUGCUAAUGUGCGCAUCUUCAAAGAGCAAGGCCAGGCUUUGGACAAAGCGGCUCGUAAAGAUGUGAAGGUCCUUGUUGUUGGCAACCCAGCCAAUACAAAUGCUCUAAUAUGUUCUAAAUAUGCUCCAUCUAUUCCAAAAGAAAAUUUCACUGCCAUGACUCGUCUUGAUCAAAACAGGGCUCAGUCCCAACUUGCUGCUAAAAUUGGAGUACCAGUUAAAGAUGUUAAGAGAGUAAUCAUCUGGGGAAACCAUUCAUCAACCCAGUUCCCUGAUGCUUCGAAUGCUGUAGCUAUUGUUGGAGGCGCUCAAAAAUCUGUUUCUGAAAUUAUCAAUGAUGAUGCAUAUUUGAAAGGCGCAUUUGUAACAACGGUUCAAAAACGUGGUGCUGCCGUUAUUGCCGCCAGGAAAAUGUCAUCUGCUCUUUCUGCUGCUAAAGCUGCAUCAGACCACAUGAGAGAUUGGUUCCUUGGCACUGAAGACAGAUGGGUUAGCAUGGGAGUUGUUUCAGAUGGAUCUUAUGGUACUCCGCGUGAUGUUGUAUAUUCAUUCCCUGUUACUGUUACCAAUGGAAAGUGGAAAAUUGUUGAGGGUCUCACUAUCUCUGAUUUUGCCCGUCAAAUGCUCGAUGCUACUGGCAAAGAGUUGGUCGAAGAAAAACAGGAGGCUUUAGAUGUCUGCAAAGAUUGACUGAGUAAUCUUUAAGGAUAAUAAUUAGUAUAAAAUACCACUUACAUUAAGUAGGCACAAUGCUUAUGUAAAUUGGUAAGAACAAUUUGUUGAUAUUGUUUUUUUUUGGUAUUAACCUAAUCAUGGCAGGUUAAAAAGCAUUAUUGUUAAAGCUUUUAUCAAUGUUUUUAUUUUUGUAUUAGAGUUGUAGAUGUUUUUAAAACAUUCAGAUUCAGUGGUUAAAUAUUUCAUGUCAUUUUGUUCAUUGAGUUUAUCAUAUCACAUAUAAUCUGAUAAACUGUUAUUUUAUGAAA
Bombyx mandarina (wild silkworm) is the source of this 1496-nucleotide messenger RNA. RefSeq names its product malate dehydrogenase 1 (gene Mdh1). The record is from RefSeq and is a predicted model, not a curated record. Gene Ontology annotation, biological process: malate metabolic process. Gene Ontology annotation, molecular function: L-malate dehydrogenase (NAD+) activity. Lineage: Eukaryota; Metazoa; Arthropoda; Insecta; Lepidoptera; Bombycidae.